Molecule: messenger RNA, 5701 nt
Organism: Eriocheir sinensis (Chinese mitten crab)
Lineage: Eukaryota; Metazoa; Arthropoda; Malacostraca; Decapoda; Varunidae
Exons: 12
Coding region: 182-5197 (1671 amino acids)
Biological process (GO): cilium assembly; centriole elongation
Cellular component (GO): centriole; centriolar satellite
Source: RefSeq, a predicted model, not a curated record
AGAUAAGGAUAAGCGUGCAGGUAUUUCCGCUCCCUGGCGGCGGCGGGGCGAGGCAGGCGCGUAAACAAAGGUCCUCCGCGCAGGGUUUGAACGGCGCCCACCAUGACCUUCCCGCCCAUUAAAUCACUGGCUCCUGCACACAAUAACCCGGUUUCGUAGCUGUGGUAAGAGGGAGGUUGUCAUGGGGGAGAGAAGCUUGCCCCCCAAGGUGGAGGGCUAUCCUCAGGGCCGCCUUGACCUUAUCUUUGGGAAGCCGGCUGUUUUCCCUCCACCACAGCCUUCACAGUCUUUCAUAUUCACAUUCCGCUGGUGGGGAGACAUCCGGCCCUGCAUACUGAGGUUGCCGCCCGAGAAGAGUGAGACCAGAAUAACGCACAUGGUAACCUGCAGCGCCCAGUCUUUCCGGCAGUACCUGAGUGACAUGAGGAACCUGCACGUGACAGUCAAGAUAGGCGGGGAGGGGCGCUCAUACACACAAGACAAUCAGGACAAUUUUGACCUGCACACACAGAGCCCCAGACGGAUGGAGGGGGACACGCCAAGACAGAGACUCCUCCGACGGCAGCAGAGGCUCAAGAAGGGUUGGCAGGAUGGCGAUGUGGUGGGAAGCUUCGUCCUGCAGGAUCUGAAACUCAACGCACGUGGGGAUUAUGUCAAUGAAGGGAGAAUUCUGGACUCAUCGGGUGAUAUGAUUGGCUCAGUUGUAGUGACGAUGGUGUUUCUCGAAGGAACACUUGAAGAAUUCCAGCAGAUUAAGAUCCAGAGCGAAGAGGUCGUAUCACCUCAGCCUUCCUCCACCACCUCCUCCCCAGAGAAGAUGGAUUCUGGGGCAGGGAGGUCUCGUCUGUCUGGCAUCCCUGUCCCAGAGUCUCGUCUUGGCAAGCCUCUGAAGACCCCAACACCGGAAGGCUUCAGACCCAGGAGUUGGAGCUUUCGAGAGACAAUCAAGCAAAAAUGUGAUAAGUUGAAAUCCCCAAAGAAACAGCACCUUCUACAGCAGCAGCAACAACAACAACACAGCUUUGAGAUGCCAGUGGGGGAGAAGGAGAACCAAGCCCCUUAUAGGAAGAGGGCCAGCAGCUUCACCAAGAGUAGUGGCCGGGAAGGCUCGGCACCCCAAGAAAGUACAAACAUGAGAAAAUCCAGCACCCAGGAGAGCAAUUUACAACAGCCGGGACACACACAGGCAGCUCAAGACACAGAGGCAGCAAGGCGUCAGGAUCCUUCACACGGCAGGACGCAGGACGGUAGAGACAUGGAGGUUGGCAAGAGUCCUCAGCUGCCCCACCGAGCCAUACCACAGAAGGUGCCGCCAAAGAGUCCCCAGGUGGUAGAGAGCUCUGUCCCGGUGGUGCGGAGGGAGAGGAAGGCGCAGGAGGGUGUCAGUGAGAGGGCACGGCCAGCUAGCUGGGGUCUGUAUCCGCUUCUUAAUGGAGCAGAUCCUCACUCUUUAGUUGAUUCAGGGGCUGUGAGGGCCGAUGAACUUCCCAUCCUCCUGCAAGUGCUGGAGGGACACUCGCCCAACAUUGACUUCUCCAACUUUGACCCCAAGACUCGGAAACUACUGGAUGGCCUUGACCUUUCCCUCUCAUCAGGUGGCGCCAGUGGGUCAUCUCCACAGAGGUUCACAUUUGAUACCCGGGGCUCAGAGAAUAGGGGUCAUGCCUUCAGUGUGUUCAACAAGGGGGGACAGAAAGACAAAGGGGACCCAUCUGGUGUCACUGUCUCAGGGGUGUGGCCUCUGGAGGACCCCAAGCCUGGCCAUGCAGAGAGAACUAGCCACCUCCCCCCCACAGUGGUGCCCAAAAAGGUUCUGGCAAGUGAGAAGGCCAAGUUUGACUCCCCAAAGAAGAGUCUGCCUGUGCAAUCAAAAAUUCCAAUGACGCAGGGUGGCAGGAUCCCAGUUAAGGCUCAGAGGUCACUGUCCUCCCAUGCCGCCCCAGAGAAGAAGUUGUUUUCCAUGCCUGACGCCUCAUCUCAGCCCAGGGAGGAUGAGGAGACAUGGAUGGAGGUGGAGAAAACUGCCCCUGAGAAGUAUCCAUCAGAUGAAGGGUCACUGCUGGUGGUGGAUGUGGGAACACUCACCCUCUCCUCACCCCUCCUGCCCCCAACACCUCCUGAGAUAAGGAAGAAAGUCACGGGAGUGCAUGUCCUGCACCGUAGCCGCGUGUGUUACCUCACCACGCUGGACCUGAGCCUGCCGGAGCUGGACCCGCCCUUUGAGUGGGACCUGUCUCAGACCUGCGCCUCGCGUCAGCUGGUGGACCAUGAGGUUCAUUACAACGUGCGUGAGGCUCUGAAGCUUCCCCCCGCCCCUGUGGCCACCAUCCUCAAGGGGCACCUCAUCAUCAGAUGUGUGUGUCGGCGGCUGGGGGAGAGGGAGAACGAGGAGGUCGGCAGCUCAAGCAUCAGCCUUCUGGACCUGUGGCAACUCAAUGGCUCCGAGGUGCAAGUGCCACUGUUCUCCUCGGCUCCCUACGGCUCCCUCACACGGAGGUUCGGCAGGAGGGCCAGGAAGAUGGAGGAUGAGGACAAGCCGCAGUCCUUUGCCCACAUAACCUUGACAGUCAACUUGAUACUAGCCUCGGGGCAGGGGCGAGAGAGGGAGCAAGGAGGGGCACCAAAGUCAGAGUCGAGGCAGAGGUCAGAGUCCCACAUGCAUGCCUGGAACGGUGCGGCUGGACAGGUCUCCCUCAAGCCCCGCGAGGACAACCUGUACCACAAGAAAUUCACCGACGUGAACAGCUUAUUCACGUCGAUGGAUUCCUCGUCCGGCUCCGACAUGAGUGAGCCAAAGUUAUCCCUUGCUGAGUCCCGGCAACUCAGUCAAUACUCAAAGCCGAAGAUACUCACGCCUAGUUAUCCUAAAUGCCAAGAGUCACCUGAAUUUAACUCCAUUUACCUCCCUACCCACCUGAGCCCCAGUGAGAAGGUGAGGCGGGGCACCGUGCACUACACCGGAGCUCAAGGGGUGACGGGAGCAGGGGAGAACAUCACGGGGCCUCAGUACAGCCCUAGACUGGCACCCUCCAUGGAGCCCGGCUACCAAGGUUACCACAGUUCCUUCCUCUCCGUCAUCAGCGAGUACAAUGGCUCCAAUAACCAGCCUGUGGAAAGUGGGGGAGAGUCACCUUGCAUCACGACAGCCACGGACUACUGUGCGGACUUCAUUGACUAUAACACGCUGGGAUGGCAGGCUGGGGCAGAGCCGAGGAGGGAGGAUCAUAGAGGGUGCUGCCGGGUCCACAUGGAGAUCCUCAAGGGACGUAACCUGCCGUGGAUUGAGGGGAGUGAAGGGAUCCCGCAACCGCCUAAUUGCUAUGUCAGAACCAACGUUGGGUCCGUCAUCGUCCUCACAAAUAUUUGCCGGGAGAGCGUCAACCCCAUGUGGAAUUUUGCUGCCGAUGUGUUGCUGCCGUACUCCCAGCUGGCCCAGACCAACGGCAGCCUGAUCCUGAAGGUGCACCACAGCCAGACCCACCAGCGCACCUCCCCUGACGACCUGCUGCUGGGCUUUGUCUCAGUCGACGCCACCUCCAUCUGGAGCGGCCACGUCUCCCUCUGUGGCUGGUACCCUCUGCUGGACCUCCGUGGGGCUGUCAGGGGCCACGUCAAGGUCUCCCUCACCCCACACGAGCCACCUCUAAAUGUGGCAGUCAGCAACGUAAGGCAGCCUGUCCACCCCCACAGUGUUGCCUCCUACGGCCCGCCAGUCAACCAGCACCUCGCCAGACACUCCCCUUACCCACAGUGCUCAGGUCCCAUGCCCGACCCACACGCUGAGGCUCUCUACUUCCAAGGGGACGGUGCUUGCAACUCGGUCCUCAAUGCUCUAGCAAGGCCCUCAGGUGCUGUGCCUCAGUUCACUACAAAGAGUCAGAGGGAAAUAUAUAAUCAGAGUCUUCAAGGCAUCAAAGACUCCUCAUCCUCUGCAGAAGUUAAUGGGACUUUAGAACCACUGGCUGCUGAACCUUCUGGGCCUUACAAAUCCACUCCAGGUAGUGAAAAGGGGGAAGAUUUCACUCAUGACAAGAGAGAAGAGUGCCCCACAGCUCAUCCCAAAGCCAACAAUGUGGGAGACAAGUCACAGAAUGCCAUCCGCAAAUCAUCGAGCAUUCCAGUUUUUGCCUCAAGUAAGACCAUGCUGAAGUCUCCAAGGGUGGAUGACAAAGCUAAGAUGCACAGCUAUCUCCCAAAGGUGGACUACAAGGAUAAGGAAAACAUUCACCCCACAGAGGUCAUCAGCCAAGGUUAUUGUCGGCAUAAAGGCUCCAUCAUUGUGAAGGGCCUGAGUAAAGAGCCUGUUGGCCAUGACCCUCCACACCCUGACACUGAACCUAAGUCUUCCACUAAUGGGCAUUCUACCCUUCAGAAUGGAGAGAGGGAGGGUAGAAAGGAAUCUACACUGAUAAAAGAUUCUUUGAUUGUUUCCCAUUUCCGAAUACAAAAGGAGAAAGAGGAGAGGCCAGAGGAGGUGAACGGUAAAGGUGCUCACAGUGCUAGGCCUGGACCAUCCUCAAAGGGAGUCAUGUCCAGCAGUGGUAGUGAUAACUCUCAAAGUGACAGCCAACACUCUACCUCUGAUUCCAGGUCUUCUUCCCAGUCUGGUAGCAAGCCAAGCUCCUGCCUGAAGGCCCCCGGCAGCCCCUCACUCAGGGUAAAACAUGUGACAUUUGCUCAUAAGUUAGUUCAGCACCAGAAUGGCAACACUAAGCUUCAGUCCCACUUCUCCCAGGGUGAGGUGAGCUGGAGGUCCCACCAGUCCUCACAGUCCUUGCCACUCACCAGACAAGAUGCAAUUUCACCAAGAGACCUAAGAAGCGGUCACUCCCUCAACCUUGAAGGGUCUGACCUGCAGGUGGUGCCGUGCCGGGAGGGGGACCCGCAGGCACACACCGGUGCCCAGGGGGGCGUCACACUCAAUGGCUAUGGAAUGUCCACGCCUCAUGACAGGGCCAAGGACGACCUGAUCAUGCAGUUCUCGUGGAUGAAUCAGAAUGAUGGGUGUGACACUCCCUGCGUUUCCUUCAUUGAAUCAAAACCCCCAAUGCAGCAUAACAAUGAGGCCAACGGCACGUGCAGCUCCAAGUCCCCGCCAGAUGACAGGACGGCGGCGCCCAGUCCAAGCAGCUCAACUUCACCUAAAAAGUCUAGAAAACUUAGAAGCAGAAUAGCAGCAAAUUUUACCCUGAAGUAAUCUCAUCUCACUUAUGUUGCAGAAAACCAAAAAGAAUUUUGUUCUUUAUAUUCAGAUUCUAUCAUGUUAUUACAAUAUGAAAUAUUUCAGAAAUUUAUUCACGUCACUUUAUUUUCAAGUAUUGAUUUGUGAUAUAUUAUAUUUUUUUAUAUGAAAGUUUUUCUCUCAGGUUUUAAAUUAAAAUGUGAAAAGUUUGAGACAGUCGUUCAUGUCGCACACAAUGUUGUUUUGGAAUCUCACAGUCGUGUAGUUUACCAGUUACCUUUAUCCCAUAUCUCCUGUAAAGCUUGACCUCGGUGAGCCUUGUAUCCCAAACAUCUCCACUUCCAUCUUCAGGCUUUAUUGCCACACAGCUCUCGCUCAUAUUGCUUAUCCAAAUAUAUGUAUGAAAUUAUCUCAUUCCAGCAUGUCACAAACCUAGCAACCGCUUGUGUUGUGAAAUGGUGCUAAUGUACCUGCCGCCACGCUACCCGUGAACUCCCUAAUAAAUGUGAUCUCUUUUAA